Molecule: messenger RNA, 16972 nt
Organism: Venturia canescens
Lineage: Eukaryota; Metazoa; Arthropoda; Insecta; Hymenoptera; Ichneumonidae
Gene: Gfrl
Product: Glial cell line-derived neurotrophic family receptor-like
Exons: 17
Coding region: 1926-5813 (1295 amino acids)
Biological process (GO): nervous system development
Cellular component (GO): external side of plasma membrane; signaling receptor complex
Molecular function (GO): signaling receptor activity
Source: RefSeq, a predicted model, not a curated record
UAUUAUAUUUUGUGGUUUGUGCGCGCUCGUGCGAGCCCCGAUUGGACCGAGAGCGAUCGCGUAUUCGCGCGUUUGCCGCAUUGCCACCGCAAACUCGAUCCUUCGAACGGUGUGUGACGCGCGUAUCGCGAACUUCGUUGGCGACUCGAAUCUCCGAGAGUGGGAGAUAAUCCAAAGAUUUUGCGAAUCGAGCGAGAAUUUCGUUCGAGGAAGAUGUUUAGUGAAAAGCGUCGUCGAAAUGCAAUCGGGCGAUGAUUAUUCGACGAAAAAUACGCUGAAAAGCAGUCGCUUCUUGUCAUAGUGCGCCGAUACAAAGUUGUGCUUGAGUGAGUCGUUUGUUUUUCAUAUUUCAUCAUCCUCGAGGCCGUGGUUGAGCGCCGUUUCAAGAAAAGUGUUCAUUUGAGUGAAUAAUUACGUUCGAUUAUUUGGAAUAACGGGGGCCGGCACGCCAACUUCCAACCGUUUUUUCAGUCAUCGGGCAACCCGCGGAGCUACUUCCAAGCCUUUUCCCUCCUCCCGUUCGAGGAGGCUGGCACGGAGAAGCACCGAGAGCUUCGCGUAUUUCUUUCGUUUUGUUCUCGUCGCACAAAGUUCGAAGCAGCUCGCUCGCGAGCUUGGCAAAUGACUUUCGCCUAGAGGAAGCGAGGACUCGCACGAACCUGCACGUUUCCUCAGCCUCAUUUGUUAUCCCGCGCUGCCGCUGCUUCGCUGCCCUCUUAUUUAUGUUUUGUCCAACAAUCACGUGCUUCGGCCCGCCAGAGGGCGUUCGCACUUUGAACGACGUGCACGUGAUUCCCCGAGCUGGAUAAUUUCCGCACGCUCCGUGGAAAAACUUCUCGGAAUAUUUGUCUUCGAAUUUUCACACGCUCGACGCACGAUAAAGUAGCCCAAAGGCCACAUCGAGUGGCUUUUCCCACUCGCCAAUUUCUCUCACGCCCAUCGCAAGUGUGCUGUACAAAAAAUCGAGAAAAAAACCCUCGGACGGUGCGCGUACGCUCAAUGAAUUAUUUCAUUAAUACACGCUGCCGAAGAGCGAGGCUGUAAAAGUUCGUUGAACCAGUCGACACUGCGCUCCGGCAUUUUCUCGCUUCGGGCUCUUUCCGUACCUCGUUUUUAGUCACAAUACACUCUCCACACGGAGCCCUUGUUUUCUCAACAACAACACCCUUCCAGCUUAUUCACGAGGCCCCGCGCUCUCGCUCUCUUCCCUCCAUCCCGUUUCUCACAGGCGCAUACGUGUGUGCUUCUGCUGGCGCCUCUGCAAAACUCUCACUCUCGUCACUCUUGUUCUCUCGUCGCUUCGAAACUUUCGGAACGCCCGGCCCCCCCCCCUCCUCUUUCUAUCUCGUACGCGUGAGUAGAUUCGCGGUGUGUGCGUGCGCGCGUGUGUGUACAGAAGUCGGAUAAAGUGGCUCGCGUGGACGGAGGACAAAGGGGUGCGAGUACAGCGAGAAAGAGCGAGCAAGUCACGUCGACUUUGACCCUGUGCCGACGAGCCUGAGAUUCUCACCGGAGUGAACAAACAAGCUCGAGUUGCAUGUGCACACUGGUGAAGCAAAAAUGAUCGAAUCUCCGAUCGGCUGGUCCGGGCUCGACUAGCCAUCGGGGUCGAGCGAGUUCCUGGAUUAUCGGGAGACAAAAAAGUGCUUUCGCGACCGAAUGCUCGGCCGUUUGGGCGCUAGAAUGGUGGCACUUUGGACAAAGGAACGUCAUGUUGCGGGACCGAGUGUGACAGCGCAAAGACGAAGGACCAUAUCGAGCGUCGAGGAACAUCGAUACUACUGAGGAUUUCCAACGGCAGCGGAAGCUUUCGGUCUUUCGGUACACGGCGCAUCGAGCCACUCGGAGCGACGAAUGAGCCCGAAGUCUAUCAUGAUAGAACCGUGAGAAGAAAAAACAAGGGGAUCUAAUAAACAAGGAAAAUAAUGGGCGAUAAGGAAAGUGCGCGAGGAAUGUCACGCGUCAGAGCUCAUCAACUGGCACGUUUCGCCGUGAUUAGCCUCGCAGCAAUGCUGACAAGCUGUCGGCAUGCUGCACGAGCCAGCGAGUUCCCCGAGAGGGAAUGCUGUGAUCCGAUUUAUCCGAUACCAGAACCAACGAGCCGUGCACCAUCGGCACCCACACCCACGGGAAGAAGCGGACCGAACAUCAAAACGCCGGUCGCCAUUCUCAAUUGUCUCUACGCGAGACAGCUCUGUUUCGAGGACGCAUCUUGCAGUGCUAUUUUGCAAAUAAUACCUCGAGUCUGUGGCCCGGAGUUGGUGGCGUGCUCAACGGUAACUGUUACGAAAUGCCAAGCAGCGCUCCACACUCUUCAAGCAUUUCCUUUCUUUCGUCCCACCUGUCUCUGCAAGGAACCUCACGUGGAUCCUGAAUGUAACAGCUUUCAGAACUUCCUCUUCGAUCAUCCUUGCGUUUACGUUCUCAAGAAGGACAAGGACCCGUAUCCAAUCGACGCUCUAUUAACGUGCAAUCACGCUCUGACCGAGUGUCAACGGGACAAGCCGUGUCUGAAGCUGUACGAUGAAUUCAAAGUGAGCUGUCGUGUCCGAGAUGGAAAGUGCAAAAUGGAGAGCCGUGACGCUUGCCACGACGCCUGGACGCAGCUCCGACUUUCACCAAUGUUUGGCUGCAUCUGUCCAAAGAAUCAGAUUAAAAAACGAUGCGAUAAGAUUUUCUCGACCGUCAAUCACAAUCCUUGCGUCGACUUUCUGCCCUCCUCCGCGUCCGUAGACCUAUCGGGAACAGACUCGGCCCUAUAUCCGUUCGACCCCCAGCAGGAGAACUUUCAAGAGAUCUGGUUGCCCCCGACCAGUAUGUAUCCCUAUUUUCUAUUUCCGGGUGUAUCGGCAACGGGAAAAACGUCUUAUUACGAUAGUUACGAGGGUGACACGUUUGAGAAUCGUCGUGGUGACGUAACGAGACUAGACAAUCGUAAUAACGAUCCUCGUGGGAGGAGUGAUCACGAAGUACCGGAGCUACCGGGCGGCAUUCGUACCGGAAGUCCGAGAAUCACCGUUUACGCUGGACGAGACUUUGGCAAGGAGCGAAACGGUGAUCCGGAGGCGGAACGCGUCGAACCCGGUGGCUCCGAUCCCUCGGAUCAUCGGCAAAUCACCUCGCACAAUAAUCAUGAUAAUAAUGAUAACGACGACGGCGAGGAUCCUCGGGGAAUGAUUUACGGUCGAAUUGGUGGUAGCAAAGUGAACGGUUACGGCGAUCAACAACGCACAAGGUCGAACGAAGGACGUAGAAUUAACUUAGGCAUUGCCCACGGCAACGACUUGUCUCUCUCUUCUUCCUCCUCCUUCUCCCCUUCAUCUUCAUCUUCUUCUUCUUCUUCGUCUUCGUCUUCUUUCCAUCCUGGAGAAUCGAAGGAACCAAAGCAUGAGGACGCUUCGCGCACUGCUCACCCCCCACAAUCCCACCAUCCCGAAAAGACGCAUGACCCUCAAACGAACAAUCAUCAGCACCGUCAUCGCGAUCGGCACAAUCAGCACCAACCGAUUCAACACGGCAUCGAUAAUCGCCACGAUUAUCCUGCUUCCCCUCGUAAUAAAGAUACGUCCGCACAGAAUCCACCAGUAGCACCACCCGCACCCUCGCGCUCAACCUCACCAAACUUAGACGCACUCGAUCCCAACGCAUUUCCGGCCCCGCCGCCAUAUUGGCAACGGGGAAACAACUACGGCACCAAGGCACAAGCACCACCACGUCCCACCUACUACUAUGAGCACGGUGUCGUCGUCGGUCGUUUCGACGACGACCACGACCACCACCAUCACCAUCACCACCACCAUCACUUUGACAAUGAUGGAUCGUCUGGCUUCUCCUUGCCAGUCGAUCGACUCUUCGAUCUCCGAGAGGCUUUCGACGGUUUCGUCGAUCAAGUGAAGAUUAUUUCGCAUCCGGACAACUCGACGAGCGUCGAAGUAAUCGAAUCCCAGUUGGAAAAUCCGCUGAUCGACGCCGACCACAAAGACCUCCACGCCUUGAAGCAGUGGCCGCUUCCGGGCCUGCAUCAUCGACCGUACCACCGAAAAAAUAAUACGGGAGAAGAAAAUGAAGAGACAAAUAACGCAGGAAGUCCCCAAGGCUCCGAGAUUGACAGGACGAUACCGCACCAGCCUCUGAAGCUCGUUCUCUCCAGCACUUGCCAUCACGCUUACGCCUCGUGCAAAAACGAUUCCGAGUGUCGAACUCUUCUUCAACCGGUGCUUAAUCACUGCGACGUGUCGAGCUGCGCACGUAACGAAUGCAUGAACGCCCUUCAACAUUUCUACAAGAAAGCCAAUCACAAGCACUCCAUGGAAAUUGCCUUCUGCCUGUGCAAAAAAACCGAAGACAAACGGGACGAGUGCAUCAUUGCUCAGGAAAAAAUGCAUCCGGCAUGCGCGCAGCGGGUCGAACUCGCAGAAAUGCCGACCUGCCACAGCCUCGCGGAAGUUUGUCGGGAGGACAAAAGCUGCAGAAUAAAAUUGGAGCACUACGAGCAGAGUUGUGCGGUGGACAGCGUGACAAAAAAAUGUGCCGGUCCGCCGAGCGAUUGCAGAAAAGCGAUGCUCGGUAUUUUGGGAACGGAGUUGAGAUCGAACUGCGCCUGCAAGGGACAGGAUUUCGCACAGUUGUACGUUUGCCUUGGAUGGCAGAGGCUGCUCUGGGUGAAUCCUUGUGUCGUCGAAUCUCAAAAGGACUAUCACGCCAGAAAAAAGCACCAUCACCCGGGACACCAGCAUCCAAAAACGAUGUCUCCACCGCCGACGCUUCCAACGACGAGUACGACGAUGAGCACGUAUCUCGUCACCACCCUCGAGGUCAUUGAGCCCGUGGAGGACAACGUGAUUCCGGAAGUGACGAGGAAUCCGACGACACAACCGAGUCCCACGACUGAGACGAGUACGGUGACCGUUCCCACCACGACUCCGAGUACGACAACGCCGACUACUCCAGCCACGACGACGCCGACGACGACAACAACUACGACGACGACAACGCCACCGCGUUUCUGCGUGGUACAAAGACCGACCCAGAGUCAUCAGUACAUUCGCGAGGGCAAAGGAAAAAGGCUUUACCGAGAUAACGAGCCAGAAUGUUCGGAGCUUUGUCAGUGCGGCGAGGGCGAAGUGCUCGUAUGCAACACUAUAUGCGUAAAGCCAUCACCGUGCAAGACCGACUUCGCGUUUUACAACCAUGCCGCGCCCGCUUACCAGGCUUAUCGUGGACGUUGUCUCUGCUACAGCGGACGAUUCAUAUGCAUGCGGCCCUCGCCCGAGGCCUACAGCAUACCUCACGGAGUUUUCAUGUUCCUGGGAUACAGCGAGGCCGACGAAACGAUGCUGAGGCCCCACAACAACCUGACAGUCCUCGACGCGGUCAACUCCCUGGACAAAUUCAUGCGCGAGGAAGUCAAUAACCAGACGGUGUGCACCCUCUUCCUGUACAACGUUACGAGGGAGAAUGUAAUUGCGGUAGCACGUCUCGGCGGGGAUAAUCCAGCCUUGAAUAGCAGCCAGGCACAGAGCCUGCAGCACCUGCUACGCGUCAAGGAGGAAUGUAGCGGGAUGCUGCAAAAUCUCAGCGACAAAAUAAACGGGAGACAUCAAGAGGUUCAUACGCAUCCUCUGCUCUCGAUAUUCAAGAUGGCCGAAGUUGAGAUCAAACUGCCUCAAGGCAGUUACGCCAGUUUAUCGAGGACAUCUUCUUGGCUACUCGUUUUACUCGGUACAAUGGCCUCCUUCGUACCCCGAUCCAAGAUCUUAUUGUCAAGUAUGCGUCACAAUAAUCCUCUAUCUCGGAGCAACUCAGCCUCGUGACAGAAACUUUAACGUUGCGGAGCUCUUAUCGGGCUCCGAAAUCAUCAUCAUCCUCAUCAUCCCCGUAGACUUUGCCGACUAAAUAUUAUCUGUGUACUAUAAAACUCGUUUGUAAUACUACUUUUACUUUUCCUAUCGUUAUUUUAUAUUCUCACUUAUUUUUAUUACUUUUCUUCUUAUCUUUGUUAUCAUCGUUGAAAUAAUAAUUAUUAUUAUUGUUACUAAUGCAAAGUGGAGAACGAAACGUAACCGAGGAGAAUAUCAACGGGAAUGAUAUAGCCUAAGCGAUUAUUAAACCCAGGCUGCGUAUACUAUUACAAAUAUAAUAGAAUCAAGAAAUAUAUAUAUAUAUAAUCUUGCAAUCCCAGGAUUAAAAUACUGUAUAUAUGCAGACGCUCAUGAUUAAUAAUUAGUCAUUACAUGAGGAUGAACACCUACGAAUAAUGGAUUAUACGUUUCAUUUGUAUUGCAUCGAUGCGAAGAUUGUAAAUUCAUUUAGUUUCGUAUUUGUAUAAUUUUGGGAGUUUGUAACGGUUUAAUAUUUGUUAUUUUUCGUUCGAGGAGCCUGCGAUGAUUGGUCGAACUUGAAUGAUUUCGAGGAUAGUUAAGCGAAUGAUUGACUUUUGGAUUUUGAAAUGUUUUAAUCUCCGUAGACACCACACUCCAUUUGAGGUCACACUCUCACCACACUGGUGCAAAUUUGCACUUGGACUUUUCAAAACGUUUUUAUUUCAUCGAUUAAUGUGUGGAAUGAAUCUUACAACGAGACUUUUUGGGGGUAACAAUUGCCGAGUGAUCGAUUAGAAUGGUUAAAAAUAUUGAAAAAUACAUUUUUUUUUUAAUAGAAAAAUGAGCAAAUUGAGGAAAGGAGUUUUGAAGUUUUAGACACUUGAAAUUUUCGUGAGUGCAAAUUUGCACCAGUCUACGGGUUAAAACGGAGCACGUUUGCUGCUGAGUUUUCACUCGAGGCUGGUGACUCCUCGGGGUUUGUGAGAUGGGAAUCGAUGGCUUGAGAUUAUUCGAGUUCGACCGUCGCUCGAAUAGGGCGGACGAUAAAUGGAUGCUAAUUUAGCGCACAUAUUUUGAAUGGAAAAAUCGAAGUGACGUUUUGAACGAAAUUUCGAUUCGUUCGUACGCGAGAGUGGAAAACUCAGUGGGGAAAAAAGUGACCAGUUUUUGGCACGACGGCUCAAUAUAAUUCGGUUUCUCUCGAUUAAAUUACGUUUUCGUUUCGACCGGAGCUCGAUGCCCUCGUUGAUAAUUCACAGGCGAACGAUCUAUAAAAUUGAGGCGAAAUGAUACACGUACCGAGACUUUAUGAGCUUGGAAGAAAUCACUGCUUCACGGAUUUCGAGGUUUCUCCUGGACGAUGGAUUCUCCGGAAAAGAAACAGCCGGAGGCAAACGUUUCAUUUUCUCGGAGUAUUAAAAUUCCGAGAGAAACCUGAAAGAUUUUCAUGGACGUUCGCCUGUCGGCCUCUUGGCGCACUGCGGUCCUCGUCGAAGUCGGGUUGGUGAGAUUCGAAAGACGCAUUUUCCCCCACGAAAAAUCCUCUCGAUUAUCAAUUCUGUUAUAAUCACACCCACGAAUAGCGUUCGCACAAAAAAUCCUCCCUAUUUUUGUACAAAACGGAUUGCAUGCUUUCGCAAACGAAACGAAGACUCCGAGGGCUCCCUUCCUCGGAGGAUUCUCGUUGCUGAGUUCCCGCCGGAGCUCAUUCGCUCGGGGUUAACAUACGUUGAAUUUGUCGGGCGCGCGGGAAACUAUCUCGAAAGAUCAGCAUAUGAAGAGCUCGAGAAGCGGGAGAGCAAGGAACUCGGGACUCCCCGAAAAAGAUGACAAGGCAAACAGCCUCGAAAGGGAAAAAAGGCGUUACGUUCGCAGAGGACAGGAGCACGGAUAAAAAGCUGAAAAGAAUGAUGUUUCCGUAUAUAUAUAGGAAGAGUGGCUUGUUCGAAGCCACCCUCUGAAUAUCGUUGAAUCCACCCCACAAUGGUCGUUACGGAAAUUACUUUCGCACGCGCGGCAUUCUUCCACGGGGAAUAUCUUCACCCUCGAAUAUCCCAUGAUGGCGACCGAACCAGCCCAUUUAUACACCUCACAGCUGUUUUUUCGCUUCGAGUUUUGCCCUCUCUUUUUCCCCCAUUCGGCUUCCUUCUCCGGGUACUCUCGUCCACGUUUGUCGGGCGACGCCCGCCGCACAUCUUCCUGUGCCCAUCGGAGUCUCAACGCUCAGAACUACCCAAGCAAAUCCCACCGUAUUUCCCUUAUCUGCGUUGUUUCGCACAACGCGAUUCGCUUUUUUUUGGACGUUGCUGUUGCUUUUUUCUUUCUUUAUUUUUCUACUCUUCGCUACCUUCGUUAUCGCAACUCUCGACUCUCGAUACAUCCGAGCCGAGACGUCGAGACUAACGCGGCUCUUGCUCGCUCACUCUUCCGCGGUGCUUUUCGACCCUGGCUCGUUGUGGUUUCUCCCCCAUUUUUCUUAUCGCGUGUACGAAAUCGUGAGGAAACUUGGCUUAUUUUUUACACACUUGCCACAAGGGGCUGCUCAGAUUUCGAAUGAUGUUUCUUCGCUCAGAACGGAAUCGUCCAAUCUCGUGAGACGCGCUAAAGCUCCUUGACAUUUUACCAUUUUUUCUUCUCCGCCUCGCUUCCCUCAUCGCGAAAUAUUAAAAUCUUGUAAAACCCGAGCAAAUCCAACCCCACAGGUGCGUUCUCGUCCUCCUUCGGCCAAGAUUCCCUCGCUCGUAACGCCCAAGAAUGCACCUCUUAGCGAUCGACAUCAUCGGAAGUUCACGUGGCUAAUGAACGAAAAAUUACGGAAUUUCGUCGAGCUCGAAGCGCGAGUACGGUGGUGGGGGGUCAAACAUUUUUCGAAUCUCACAAGCCCCUAUAAAAGUAUGUGCGCACUCGUAUAUCUGGUAAAGAAUAAAAUGGGAAUGAGUCGAGAGCGAACCUGCGGCGAGCGCCGCGUUAUUUUCCAUUCCCGAAAUUUUCGACAUUCGUUAUUUCGAUGUUUUUUUUAUCGACUCAAAGAAGUGAGCAUCAAGGCGUUCACUGAGAGAACAAAAAAUAGGAUGUAAGUAGAAAGAGGAAUUGUUAGGCGGAGCCGCGAUGCAAAAGUCAGAGAAGCGAUGCUGACAUUUUUUUAAAUACGAAUAAGCAAACGAUUCGCGUAACGGGCAAUUUUAUAAAAAUAAAAACAUUAACGGAAUGAUGAAAUGACGUUUCCUCGACCGCCGCGUCGAUUCGUAGCCGCAAAACAUAUCUGUAAGUAGAUCAACCGAACCGAUAAUGUACGAAGGUUUAAAAACACACAGACACACACAAGAUUAAUAAGAAAACCGUGAUUAUCACGGCUUUGAAGAAAAAAACGAAUGGAAUAUUUAUUAUCAAUUAUCGCAUAGUGCUAUAAACAUAAUGAUACAAAAGAGCAGCAGCGUGUGACGCUGCUGAAACCCGGACGGUUCCCUUCGUCCACCAACAUAUGAAUACACACGUAAGCCAUAUCGUUUGUAUAAUACGCGAUAUAAAGAAGCGACGUUGAGAUGGGAGAGUGUAAAAAACAUGUGAAUUUGAAAGAGAAUCUUGUUACUAUGGAAAAAUAUUUCAUUCAGAAUCGUACGUUCACGUAGGCGAGAUAAAACGAAAGUUUUUAUUAGAAAAAAUUCUCAUUUACAAACUCAAACGAUUCCACAAUUAUGAUAAUCCUGUUGGUGUGUUUUUUUUUUCAUACUCAACUUCGAUGCAAGCACAACUGAGAGCGCCUCGAUUAUUUCAUAGUUUCGAGCAUUAAAAUAAGCUCAUUUUGCUACAAUGAUUUUUUCGUAAAUCUUCUAACGCUACAACGAUUGUUCAGAUCGAAAGUCUCUUUGCAAAUAAUAAUCCAAGAGAAAAGCUCCUGAAAGCUGGAGAACGUAAAAAUCGGACUCGACGAAGAAUCAUGAUUAAGGGGGAGGAAACGUGCUUCGAGUACCCUCCAAUUUUUACGAGCUUUUUCCUCGAGUGGACCAUCGAUAAAGCGCCCGUUGCAUCAACCGGUCGAGUUUUGAAUACGUAAUAUAACGUAUCGUACGUAUCCGGAGCGUGGCGACGACCCUCUCCGUAUGCAAGUAUGAUGGAACACUGCGAUUCGUCCCUGCACUCGCGCUCGCCCCGGUCGACCUUCUUAAGUAGAACGUGCACGAAUUAGUCAGACUUGAGCGAUCUUAUAAAUUUUCAACGUUCUCUAAUUCUCGUUGACAACUCUGUCAUUUAAUUCGCUUCGAUCCGACCCAAUUCUUCUCUAAUUCUUUGCAUUUUCCUUUUUUCGUUGAAAUUUCCAUAGAAAAAUCGAUUGACCAAAGUUUCCAUGUUUUCAACGAACAUGCGCGCUUUCCGAAGCAUCCAUCCUCGCGACUAACUCUGCGGAGGCAAUGUGAAUCGCUCUCUUCUCGCAGCACGACCAAAUAUGUAGAGACUGCACACCGGAUAAAUAACUUUUAAAUAUUCAAAUACUUUGCACGUUAAAAAUUCGCUGCUGCGGUACACUUCUAUUGGCAUUAAAUCGUUUGAAUAAUAAAAAUUAAAAAACUCUUCAGCACCUCCGAUAAAUCCAAAAAUUUCAUCGAGCUGCAACGAUCCAAAAUACUUUUCACAAAUUUACGAUAAAACUCGCAGGAUUCACGAUCGCGAUUUGAAAAUUGUAUUUUAACCUCCCAAAAAACAAGCAGCCCCGGGCUUCUCGAUGAUAAUUAAAACCAGGAAUGCGAGCUAUUUCGAAUAUGAUGAUUUGCUAUUAAUGGACAAAGAGCUUUAGGGAUCAAUGAUGGGCCAAUUCCAAGUACCAUUCCCCAUGCGUAAUUCUCCAUUACGACUUCCUAUAUCUAAUCUACUGCUGGCAUUACGAUCGUCGACACAUACACACCAUAAAUAUGUAUAUACAUGGGUUUACAUAUAUGAAUUUGUGGAUGCGUGGAUGCGAGUGUGUUUUGUGCGCGACAUGCCACGGUUAUCGGAAAAGCAAUAAUGUACCAAGUUUAUGAUACGGUAGCGAGAGGCACGUCGCUCAUGCCACCGUCAACUCUCUCGGCUCCUUUCUUCUUUGGCCUCGCUGUGCACAUUCUGCGAUUUAAACGCAUACCACGAGUGUACGUGGACGCUUUUCGAUAACUGAAUAUUAAUACGAAAUUCCCCGUGAGAAUGGGCCGGGGGGAUAAAAACUAAUUCGAUUUGUACAUAUCUUUCAAUGAAGUUUCGUAUGCACUGGCGAGUUACUGGAGCCUCGCACGAGCUUACCUGCUUCGAAGCAAACUUUCGCAAUGUCGCGACGCACGUGGAGAACUAAUGCUUGUAACAUUAUUUCGCACAAAAGUGAUGAGAGCUGAAGUGAUUCAAAGAGGAACAAACUUAUAGGAAUGUAAAUAAGAAUUAAGGUAUAAAUACUCCGCUGAAAAUGUGCUUGAAUAUUGCUUUUCGUGUUUCGUUGGUUUUCCAAUCUAAUCGACGAAGCUCUACUGCGAGGUAGUUUUUCAAUCUUGUCUAAAGCGAAUGAAUUUCACUUUUGUAAAUAAUAUUUUUCCGGAUAAUCCUGUUGUUUGUGACGGAGAUUUAUCGAGUGCGUGCGUGUGCGUGUGUGAAACGAAGCGAGUACGACGGAGAGCCUACGUGAACGCACUUGAUUCUGUUGAUAAAAUGAUCGUGUACAGUGUUGGAGCGAGAGGGAGACGAAGAUCGAAAAUCUGUAUGAAUGUAGUGAGUGUUUGAAACAUUUGCGAUUCGUUAGUUCCUCGUUUCGCUGUUUUGCCAAUAAUUUUUGUUACUUUAGUUUAAAAAGUUUGCGACUGUUGCAACAAACGUGUACAUAAACUAGAUAAUUGAUGGAAACGAAGACCAAUGAACCACCACGAGAAAAUGGACGGCUCGCUCUCUCUCUCUAAUUUGUUAUCAGCAUUGAAUUUAUUUAUAUUCUUUCUUUCGUUAACCUUUUUGUAUUCGCGCCAGAGGCUAUUCACCAGUCUGUAAAGAACGAACAUUUGGAAUGGUUCAAUCGCAGAAUAGACAGUCCGGAAGCAAGCGAGGGUCGUGAAGAGGAGGGGAAAAAAUAGCGAGAGAAAAAGAGAGGAAGAGGAGGGAUUUGAAUCGAGAGAGUUCGUUUCGGUAGUGAGAGUUGAAAUUUUUAUGACUGGCGAGAAUUAACGGGUCCUGGUUAUCGACACAUCGAAAGAAAAACCUUGUACACAGUGCAUCGAUGCAUCGAUACGUAUAAAUAUGUACGAAGCGAUGACGAUCGUUGUAGAGAGCGGGGUUUGCGUUCAGUUGAGCGAAAAGGAUAAACUACCGAGAGACGCGGAGCGAAAAAGGGGGACGUGGCAAUGUUCGAGGGGAGUAAAAAGGAUAGAGUAUAUCGAAUUACGAAUCGAUAUGGGGAACAGAACGAUACAUAAAGGCGAGAGAACGGUUUUGGGAACAAACGAGCGAAUUAGUCGUUUGUUCGGUUGUUUUUAAGCUAUAUAUAUUUGGUUCGUAUGUACAGAAACGGAAUGGAGGCGCGGGAGGAACGGAGGGGAUGGAACAAAGCUGUAGAGAGGGAAAGAGAGAACAUGGAACAAGUGCGAAGAACUGGAGAAAUAAAGUGGAUGGGAGAUUCUCGUUGGAAGUGAUGAAAAACGACGAUCGAUGGGGCAUAAAAACUGAAACGCGAUGAAGAAGGGCGGAGGGUUGGUGGGAGUCAGCAUGGGCGAGCUUGUCAUUUUUUAUAUCCCAAUUGGUGGUUUUUCAUUAUUGGGGGUGAGUGUUUCAGUACUGCGUGUGCGGAGUUGAUCGAAUGCUCCUUUUCUCAAUCGCGGUUUGAUUUGGGUUAAUUGAUAAAUUUCAGGUUUUUUUUUUUCCUGAAAUUCGAACAUAUUUUGGCGAUACUCGUUCCGGGUUUCGGAGUCCGAAAUUUAGCACUAUUUCUUCACGUUUUUUAUUUGGGACACGCGCACAUAAAAGGGUUAUAGAAACGCGAUGAAACUGAGAUAUAUUUUUUUACGAGAAUUUUUCGUCGCUCGCGUUCACUGUUCCGCAAAUUUAAGGACUCAGACGCGAGAUUAAUCGAGGAACGAAGACGCGAGGCUUCUCCUCUUACGCUUCUCAAAGCCUUUAUUAUUAAGCUUCUCAACGCUCUCCUGCGAAUCGAAUACAGAGGACUCGAGCUAAACAAUGAACGUCGCGAGUCGAGAUUCGGAACGAAAUGUCCCGCACGACCCUGCACACGAACAGGAUGUGGGAAAACUUCCGCGAGAGGAAACUUAUUGCCUGAAGCGAGCUAACAUAUUUACCGUUACAGCGAUAUAAAAAUCCUCGAGUAAUCGAGGAAAACGUGACUCGCUGCGAGCUCCGCUCUCUCUCCUGUUUUCCAUAAGAAUUUCAAAUGUCGAGGCUUUAAUGAAAAAAUAUCACGAGAAUUAUACAUUUUUCAUAGAGGUCGCUCACGAAUAGAGAAAGAGAGAGAGAGAGAGAAAGAGAGAGAGUUCAACGCUAUCAAUACAUGAAUACGUACAUGAAUUAUUUAUCGUUCGGAGCAAUGAUUUAGUCAAACAACGAAGCUACGCGAGCGUUACGAAAUCUCUAAAUAAUGGAGCAAAAAAAUCGUAUUUGACUGGUUCACUCAAUAUUUGACAUGCGAAAGUGAUAUUUCCAAUAAACAAUUCAAUGCCCAACACAUCCAUUCGAUUCCUGUACAAAGUGUCUGGAAAACGUAACUUUGAGUCGCACGGAAAGGAGAAAACUGAUGGAUUUCAACGAGCGCAAAAAACUCUCGCUCUUUUCGCAUCCUAAUUGACUCGAAGCACUGCGCGGCGACGAGGCUCGUGUGUAUUUAUUAAUUGGGUUAAUCACAGGCCAAAGCAGCUCCAUCGCUGUCACGAAUCCGCGCCAUAAUUUCGUUAAAUAACAAAAUAAUCGGUAUGUGCGGGACGUUUGUGUGUUAAGUUUCGAUGACAGGAAAGAUCCAUUAGGCAUUAAAUUAGUAACACAGCGAAACGGGGAUUAACGAGGGAUGAGCGAAAGACACGCGAGUACCGUAUACACACACCACGUAGAUUAUCGAGGAAUGAGUGAAACGUGAGAAAUUCCGUAUGCACACGCGUUAUAACAAAACUAACUAUAAUUAUAUUCAUACGAGGAAUCAGGCUGAUCCAAGACUUGUCCUAAUGUUUGUAAUGCUGCAAGCACACGUUAUAUGCAUAUAUAUACAAGUAUAUAGACGAGAGACGAAGAGAGGAUUUCAAAUUAAGGAACAAAAUAACGAUAAAAAAGAAAAGAAAAAGAAGAAAAAAAACACAAACGAAGAGUUGAGACGGUGGUUCCAAUCGAACAUAUCAAGGCCCUCGUCGAAGGGCCAGCCAAUUACGAUCAUUCGAUUUCUCAAACAUGCGCUCCGUAUUGAGUUUUCGACUUUACCUAAUUAUUUGAACAAAUAGACAAACAGAAAAUCGAUAUUUGAAAAAAAAAAAAAAAAAAAAAAAAAACGUGGAGAAAAAGUGUUCGAGGUGGAACGGGCGUUGGGGGACGAGGCGCCUGGUGUUUUUGGGUCCCUUCUGAUUCGGAAAGUGUUCUUUCCCUCCGUGCACGCUGUGCAACGGAGCGCCUGCUCCGGUGGAAUAAAUCGAAAGGCUUCAACGACCGUUCCACGUCGAUGCGACGGGGGGUGUACCAACCAAGUACAGCAAGGGGUCAGAGAUCGAUUUUUCGUGCUGAUUGUACUAAAAGAAAUAGGAGAAAGAGGACGAAAGUAGUUAGAAAAAAGUGAAAUUUGGAGAAACGAAGAAGAACGCGCUCCGGGUGUCCGGUUAGGAGUAAAACGAAAGCGUAUUCAUUAAGCUCAUCUCAUAACUCGUUUUCUGCCUGAUCGAUCGAGCGCUCGAGCGACUUUAAUCAGACGCUAGAACCCGCAGGAAAAUAAGCGCCGACUGAGCUCGGCCGAGAGUUUAUCGACCAAGUAAAAUUCGACGGAGUGUUCCCCCGAGCUUUCCUUAUCGACGGAAGUAAAAUGUAGUCGGUCGAUAACACGAGGCCUUCGCAACCAAAGGAAUUAUCGGCGGCCGUUACACCGAUCGAAUCUCUUCCGAAGAAUUGGAUAUUCAAGAAAAAACGUCUCGAGCCCCGUCGAUCGCUCGUUCGAUCCGGCCGCGCGCGAGAGCUCAAUCCCCACAGCCAUGCAACCACAAAUGUAAAAUGUAUUAAAAAAUAAUAAUAAAAAAAAAAACAAACUCUUUCGUGAAACGAGAGUAGCUCGAACGGGGCGCGUACGAAGGUUCAAAAAAUCAUUUGUACGAUCACGAGCCAUCAACCGAAAACACCAACGCACACACACACACACACACACACACACACGCGCCCGCAACACAUCGUGCUGGAAAAAAAACGACAAAAAAAAAUUACGAAAAACAAAACAAAUAUAUUUUUUAUUACUUGGAUAAAAAGAAAUAAGAAAAUUGCCAUCUGACCCCAGUCACGCGCACGAGUAAGAUACAUUCCCCUCAAAAGACUACACCAACUAAACUAUUAAUUAUAAAGAUUACGCGAUAAUAAUAAUUAUUACAAAGGAGGCGACAACCACCACGAACAAAAAAAUGCUGUCGUCGAUCUAUAAUCCAGAUAACAAUGAAACAACGACGACCGAAGCAUAUAGUAGCGCGCACCGCCGAAAACGCUUGAAUAAAUUCAUUCCUAAAGCAUAAAAUCACAUCGCGCAUUGAGGUCCUCAUUAAUGCAAAUAAAAUAUAAUAAACCAUAGAAAUAUCUCUAGAAACGCAAGAACCAUGAAAAAGAGAGAAUAUAAAAUUCAACGGUAUGUAUGAACUCACUCGGUCCCAAUGUUCGAAGCGUUUAUUAAAGAAUGUCGGGAACAAAUCGACGCUUGUUGCAGUGUCUCUGAUAGAAUAUGAAAAUUCUCCAAAUGUCUUCUGACCAAAUGAUUGUGAAUGAUUGCCCUCCGAACGAACGAACUUAUUUGUUAUUUUUAGUAGCGAGUUAUCAAAGGAACGUAGAACUUUGAAACUGUCAAGAAUCGAGCCAGUGAAACUCUCGUCUUCUUUUGACUCACCGGAACUUCGGUCGUUCGCAAUCAUUCGUAAUUAUUACAGUACGAAAUAAUAAAUAACGAAUCAAUAUUCUAAUAGUGCCCUGCGCUGGAGUUUUCGCGAUGCAAACCCAAUUUGUCAUGUAACGAUUAUAACAAUGAAACUACUACGUAUGCCUACUUCUGUACAUAAAGACAAACCUAUCCAAUGAGAAGAAUAUUCGUGAGGGCACCAGUGUGCUCGCGUGUCCUCAUCAAUAUGUAAUAUACGAAGAAAAAAAAACAUGUAAGUUAAUAGCGGAGCCACGAGGUCACCUGCAUGCGUGGCAUUAGACCCUCAAUCCAGGAACGUCCGAAAAUAUCGUUCCUCAAUCUUUUACGUUCUUUUUUUUCGUUUUUUUACCCUCACGGUCCGCAACUUCGACCGUAUGAGAUACUUACUUGGUUCUGUUUCGUCGCGAGCGAGUCCAUGUAUGACCUGUGUGUGGCAAAUGCUAAUUUAAUGUGUGAUGGAACGCGCAUGUGUACGAUACACUCGUAUUCUUAAUAAAUAUGUCAAAGUGCUGUAAGUGUCAAUAUUACUUUUGGCAUCUCGCCUCUCAGAAGUUUGACUCGCGAUUAAAGGAACCUUUGGAUCGAAAUUAUAAGCUGAGUCGGGGCUCGGUUUGGGUACGAGCGAACGAGAAACUGGAGAAUUUCAUUAGGGAAUUCAUGAGCCAGCAAAAUGAAAUCGAGCUGAUGGUUAUUUGAAUUUUUAAUCAUGAAAAGAUGCAGGGGAAGAAGAAACUAUGGAAAUUGGAAUCUAACAUUUUUUCAGGUCCUCAGAAAUUAAAUAUUUCGAUGCCAGCAAUCGAGGAUGAUUAUUGUAAAGAGAUUCACGAGGCUCUUUCUCCCAUCGAAAGCUAACGUUCGGAGAGGUAGACCAAAUGGAAUAUCGAUGUUUUUCAGACACUCUGAUGUAUACGAUGCAGUAUAAAAAAAUGUAUGAUUCGGAGGCUGAGAGGAAGAUGAGAAAAAAUAUGUUGUUGUAAGUUAUUAUUAGAGACAAUUGAAUUGCCCAAACGUUGGUAAAUAAAUGAAUGAAAAUGAGUCCUCGCGACUCGUCCACUAA